AUGGAAACUACACUGUCAGUCACAGUUUUGUUCCAGAACUUUUUGCCUACUGACCUUGACCCUGAAGCAUCAUUGUCACGUUCUCACUGUGUUGACGUCUGCUUCUACAAUCGGACAUGCGCAUCCGUGUUCUAUGAUAGCAUCUUUGAGCUGUGCUACCAAAGUGAUCUUUGGUUCGACGAAACAGUGGAAAACCUUGUUGCGAGACAAGGGGUAUCUCAUAUUGCUUUCAACAGGAGCGACUGUCCGAGCCAAUGGAUAUAUCAUAAACCAUCGUCCAAGUGUUUCAGGUUGAACACAAAACUACGAUCCUAUAAUGUCGCUACCAGUGAAUGCGAGGCCGAAGGAGGACGGCUCUUCAACAUCUAUAGCGCCAUGGAGGAUCAACUCGUCAUAACGCUUGUCAUCCGUGCUGGAACUGGAAUGUGGAUUGGUUUAAAGGAGGUGGAAGGGGUGUGGCAGUGGCAGAGCGGUGCAGCUGUAGGUUUCACAAACUGGUAUCCUCUACAUUCUGGAUCGUGUGUCUUGAUGCACGGCUCAUUCCUGCAAUGGCGUAAAUUUGGGUGCAGUGUUGAGCGUCCAUCUGUGUGUGAGCGGGUCCUCAACAAGCAGAACUUGUGUACCAUUUGAUAUCCAUGGGUGUUGAUAUUUCAUUAUCAUCUAUUGCAUGUUGCAUUUCUUUUUGCCUAUCCUGUUUCACAACUCCUAAAUGUGCCACUGAUGUAACCUGGUAUGAUGAGUAUAAAGGACGUCAAAACACAGGCUACGAAUAAUUUAAAUAUUACCUACCAUUCUCUGUAUAUAUUGUAAUAUUGUAUAUAUACUAUAUUAUGACAGGUGUGUGCCACUGAGCGAUCAGUAUCACAGUUUCCACACAGCGGCAAUUGAUUGUCGCAUUGAGAAUAUUUACUUUCAUAUAAAACCAUGAUCCAUGUUCAUUGUGUACAAUGUGUGUUGUAACUAGACACUGAG
Molecule: messenger RNA, 972 nt
Organism: Haliotis rubra (blacklip abalone)
Lineage: Eukaryota; Metazoa; Mollusca; Gastropoda; Lepetellida; Haliotidae
Product: C-type lectin lectoxin-Lio3-like
Exons: 3
Coding region: 1-630 (209 amino acids)
Molecular function (GO): signaling receptor activity
Source: RefSeq, a predicted model, not a curated record